Molecule: messenger RNA, 384 nt
Organism: Fraxinus pennsylvanica
Lineage: Eukaryota; Viridiplantae; Streptophyta; Magnoliopsida; Lamiales; Oleaceae
Source: the annotation of a GenBank genome assembly
AUGGUUCGAUCGAGGGGAAAGGGUGCAAUAACGGCUGGUGGUGGAUGUCGGAGUGGCAAAGGUGGCGACGGAUUGGUGACAGCGAGUGGGGCUGAGACGACGGCUGUGCUUGGUACGGUGGCUGCCGGAGUGACAAGGAUGCUCACCACAUUUCCACAUGAAGAAUGCAUAGAGAGCAAAGCUCGUUCAAGUACAUAUAAAUCAACUGCUUUGUCUUCUGGAAAGGUUGAUGUAAAGCUUAGACCAAAGUCAAUGAGUACCUGUGUAAUCCAAAUUCAAGGAAUACAUCUUUCACCAAGGGACCGUCGACAUAUUCAAAUGUUAAGAUAUACAACAAAGGAUCAACAGCAUAAAGCACCGGAGUGGGAACCCCAAGUCGCCUAG